CUUGUCUUGUGCCAAAAAGAUGCUCACUGUCAACACAUGUCGCUAAUCAAGGCAACGGAGUCCUUGUCGGAGUGCCGGUUCCUUUAUUAGGUGUUAUUAGGAUUAUGCACAAUCAGAAUCGAGUAAUUGUAGCAAUAGAUUUGGGAAGCAGUAGUAUUCGAGCUUCCGCUUUUUCCCUGGUAGAGGCCGACAAUGAUUUAAACGUCGUGGAAGCUAUUUCGGGUACCUCGACGUCCAGCCCCCUCGCUCUAGUAGAACCUAACACGGGACGGAUCAAACUCUAUCUUGAGAGAGACAAGAAAGACGAAACUGUGUUCGAUGCAAUUGAUCAGUGUGUCGACGAAACUCUUGUCAAGCUACGCGCACGAUUGGGAAGAUUGGCUUUUGAAGUCGUUGGCGUUAGCUUCUCAAAUUUUGUCAUGAACUUGCUCGGUGUCGAUGAAGAAGGGACAGUGAUUGGUCCGGAAGCGUCAAUAUCAUACGCAUGUAACUCUCCUGACAUCGCCGAAGAAGUUGCUACUAUCAGAAAACAAAUCGGUGAAGAAAACGUAAGGAUUCAUUACCAAAAAUCUGGAUGCUUCUUGCACGAAGGCUAUGCGCUAGCCCAACUUCGCGUCUUCUACAAUCGCAGCGUCAAAAACGUGUGUCCUGAAGUUACAAAAUGGCAAACGUUGGCUAGCAUCUGCUUGUGUCGAUGGCUCGAUCAAAAGUCAUUUCCUAUCUCCUAUUCGGAAGCGUCUUGGACGGGUAUGCUCAACUAUCGAACUUGUGAAUACGAGCCAGAUAUUUUAAAUUUACUACCAAAUUGCUGUCGCAGAGCCUUGCCUGAACUGGCUGACUUUGAUGAACCUAUCACAUUACAAAAAGGAAUCCCCUCCUCAAGUACCUACGCCUGUCGAUGGCCAGAGCUACGACAUGCUCGGUUCUUUCUGGGAGUCGGGGACGGCGCGUGCGCCAAUAUUGGGAGCAAGUGUUCGACUAUGGAUCAAAUCGCUUGCACAGUGGGUACGUCCGCGGCGGCGCGAGUGUGCAUACCGAUGGAGAUUGGUGCUGCCGACUUCAAGAUUUUACCUGGCCUGUUCUGCUACCGAGUCGAUCGACACCGUGUACUAGUCGGAGGGGCAUUAACAGAUGGUGGUAGUGUUGUGGAAUGGGCGAGACAGAUGCUCAAUAUAAAGGAAUCAGGUGCAUUUGACGAGUGCAUGCACAAAGUUUCAAUGCUUCUAGACGCCAGAUACAUCCAAUCUGCAAGUGAAGAUGCUUCGUUCGCCCGGACUUUGACGGUGGUACCUUUCUUGAGCGGCGAGAGGAGUACAGGAUUUCGAGGCGGGGCGACAGGGGCAAUAUUGGGUAUGACUCGCGAUACAACACCCGCCCACGUCCUUCUCGGAUGUAUUGAGGGUGUGACUUUGAGAAUGAACGCAAUCAUCGCACUUAUUCGUCAAGCAACUGAAGGAGAUCGCAAGCAACGUCUAAUUGCCAGUGGAAAAGCUCUUGAAGUCAACGAGUUGUGGCGUCAAAUGAUUGCUGACUGCUCCGGUCUAGAUGUCGUUUUAGAUAUGGGAACAUCGGAGGGAACAAGUCGAGGAGCAGCGUGCUUGGCUGCGGAAUCAUUGGUAUCCUCAAAGGAAACAUCAACAGCGGCUUUGCCCGAGCAAUCCACAAUGUCGGUCGUGUCGACACCGGAUCAAAACGGAGCUGCAUACUGGAGGCGGGCGACUACAUCUCAGGAAGUUUUGAUUAAUGCACUAUCACCUAUUUUCACGUGA
Messenger RNA from Phaeodactylum tricornutum CCAP 1055/1, 1769 nucleotides. RefSeq lists its product with no specific name. The record is from RefSeq and is a predicted model, not a curated record. Gene Ontology annotation, molecular function: kinase activity. NCBI's taxonomy places the organism in Eukaryota, Bacillariophyta, Bacillariophyceae, Surirellales, Neidiaceae. The transcript has 3 exons. The coding region runs from base 105 to 1769 and encodes 554 amino acids. Gene Ontology annotation, biological process: carbohydrate metabolic process.